AUGAUACAAAUAUCUAUUAUUAUUAGUUUGAUCGGAUAUGCUGUAACUUUAUUUAUGAUACCUUCUAUCAAGGGUUUGAAUGAAAAAGCUGGCUUGGCUGGAAAGGAUUUGAAUAAGGGCGAAGAAGGAGCUAAAACUAAAGUACCAGAAUCACUGGGUAUUGUUCCGGGAGUUGUUUAUAUUGUUUGUGUUUGUUUCAUCCAAGAAAUGUUCCAAGACAAGGCCCAACAUGAUCUUUAUAUUGCUGGAUUAUUCUGUACUUGUUUUAUGCUUUUCCUUGGAUUUGCUGAUGAUGUAUUGGAGUUAAAAUGGCGUUACAAAUUGAUUCUCCCAACUCUCGCUGCUCUUCCUCUCCUCACAACUUAUUCUGGAUUGACUUCAGUAGUCAUUCCAAAGCCUUUGAGAGCAUUCCAAUUCUUUGAAAGUAUUGCCACAACUGUUGGAGACAAUUAUUGGAUGUUGGAACUUGGUAUCCUUUAUAAGGUUUAUAUGUGUUUAGUUUCAGUCUUUUGUACAAAUACUAUCAAUAUUUUGGCUGGUAUUAAUGGAUUGGAAGUUAGUCAAUCUAUUGUCAUUGGUCUCUCAAUUUUAUUACAUAACUUUGUUGAAUUUGAAGCUGGAAAUGAACAACACUUAUUCUCCAUUGUUUGUAUCAUUCCAUUCAUUGCUGUAAGCUUUGGAUUAUUGUACUAUAAUUGGUAUCCAAGUGAAGUCUUUGUUGGUGAUACCUAUACUUAUUUUGCUGGCAUGAUUCUUGCUGUUACUGGUAUCAUGGGUCACUUUAGUAAGACUUUGAUGCUUUUCCUCAUUCCACAAAUAUUGAACUUUUUAAUAUCCACUCCACAACUGUUCGGAAUAAUACCUUGUCCUAGACAUCGUAUUCCUAAAUUCAAUCAAGCUACAGGAAAAUUGGAAAGUAGUAAGAAUUGGACACUUUUGAACUUGAUUUUGGAAAUUACUGGACCAAUGAAAGAGAGCACACUCACCAUUAUUAUGGUUAUCUUCCAAGUAACAUGUUGUGCUAUUGGAUUUUUCAUUCGUUAUCGUUUGAGUACUUAUUAUUAUGAUUAA
Messenger RNA from Naegleria gruberi, 1071 nucleotides. RefSeq lists its product as uncharacterized. Lineage: Eukaryota; Heterolobosea; Eutetramitea; Acrasida; Naegleriidae. Gene Ontology annotation, biological process: dolichol-linked oligosaccharide biosynthetic process; protein N-linked glycosylation. Gene Ontology annotation, molecular function: UDP-N-acetylglucosamine-dolichyl-phosphate N-acetylglucosaminephosphotransferase activity. Gene Ontology annotation, cellular component: membrane. Bases 1 to 1071 code for a protein of 356 amino acids. The record is from RefSeq and is a predicted model, not a curated record. The transcript has a single exon.